AUGGAUAGGGGCAUGCUGACAGGACUAGUUCUACUGGAUUUGAGCUCAGCGUUUGACACGGUAGAUCAUCGUGUCUUACUACAGAGACUACAAGAAGUUGGUAUAGGAGGUUCGGAUUUGAGUUGGUGUCAAUCAUACCUUGAUGGUCGCACUCAGGCUGUUCGCAUUGGUGAGAAUGACUUCUCGGACCCAAUGAAGAAGGUCAUUGUUCCCCAUCUCACAGUUGGUGAGGCACGUGUAAGUCCGGCUUCCAAAGUACGCUCACUAGGUCUAACACUGGAUUCCAACAUGUCAAUGGAACCCCAAAUCUCUAGCUGCAUCCGAUCAGCAUGUUAUCACAUCAGGCACAUUCGUCGAAUCCGGGAUUAUCUGACUCCACAUGCCACGAAGCAGGCAGUCCAUGCACUCGUCACGUCACGAUUGGACAUGUACAAUAGUACCCUGAAUGGACUGCCCGACACUCUCAUCAAACGACUGCAGAAGGUCCAAAAUUCUGCGGCUCGGCUUGUCACCCGAUCAAAGCUAUCUGAUCAUAUAACCCCCGUUCUCGAGGAUCUGCACUGGCUGCCUGUGAGGCAAAGACUCGAGUACAAGGAUGGCCCAUGA
This is a messenger RNA of Strongylocentrotus purpuratus (purple sea urchin), 606 nucleotides long. RefSeq lists its product as uncharacterized. The record is from RefSeq and is a predicted model, not a curated record. Bases 1 to 606 code for a protein of 201 amino acids. The transcript has 3 exons. Lineage: Eukaryota; Metazoa; Echinodermata; Echinoidea; Camarodonta; Strongylocentrotidae.